This is a messenger RNA of Solanum dulcamara, 2457 nucleotides long. RefSeq names its product protein SEEDLING PLASTID DEVELOPMENT 1-like. Gene Ontology annotation, molecular function: ATP hydrolysis activity. Lineage: Eukaryota; Viridiplantae; Streptophyta; Magnoliopsida; Solanales; Solanaceae. The record is from RefSeq and is a predicted model, not a curated record. Bases 183 to 2162 code for a protein of 659 amino acids. The transcript is spliced from 9 exons.
CCACCACUAAAUUGGGACGGAGGAAAUAUAUAGUUUGAAUCUAAAAAAAAUAUAUAAAAAAGGGAAUAAACAAAAAGAAAAAAAGAGGAUAAGCAAAGGUAAACCGCUCAUUUGCAGUCAAAUUUCUGAAUUUGCUAAAACAUAGAGAACACCCUAAAGCAAGUUUUAGCGCCAAGAAAGCAAUGCUCUCAUUUGCUUUAUACCAUUCAGCUUCUUCUUCUUCACCAAACCCACAAUUCCAUUUUCCCCACCAAAAUCAAAUACCUCCAUUUCAAUCCCUCCCCUUUUCACCCUUUACUGUAAUACCCACAAAAUUGCUGAGUAAACCCCCGUUUUUCUUGCGCUUAUCAUCAUCAUCUUCGGCAUCAUCAUCUUCUUUGAUUGCUGAUGAUGAAUUUCAAGUGGAAUUGGGUCGGUUACUGUCUUUGCUGCCGGAGGAGAUGCGGCGAGGAGUUGGCGAACACCCGGAGUUUUCCAAUUUAAUUGAGGUGGUUAUGGACUUGGGUCGUAAGCCACUUGCUCGAUUCCCUUCUGGAGAUUUCAUCUUGUCGGAUCAUCCGAUAACUUUGGAUGACCUUCACCAAGCUACCUCGCAGGUUGGUGACUUUGCAGUUGACAAUAGAGCUGGCAUUAGCAGAACUUUACACCGAAUUAGUGCUAUUAGAAACCGGAAAGGUGCAAUUAUUGGUUUGACUUGUCGAGUUGGUCGUGCAAUAUCUGGAAGUGCAAACUCAUUGCGAGAUCUAGUUAAAGAUGGUUCUUCUUUGUUGCUCAUUGGUCCUCCUGGAGUAGGGAAAACAACUAUUAUCAGGGACAUAGCCAGGAUGCUUGCAAAUGAUUAUGGGAAGCGUGUAAUGAUUGUUGACACCUCUAAUGAAAUUGGUGGGGAUGGUGAUAUACCUCACGCAGGAAUAGGUAAUGCUCGGCGGAUGCAAGUUCCACAUAAUGAUAUGCAACACAAGGUGCUGAUGGAAGCAGUGGAAAAUCAUAUGCCACAAGUGAUUGUAAUAGAUGAGAUCGGUACUAAACUUGAGGCAAUGGCUGCAAGCACCAUUGCACAACGAGGAAUUCAGUUAGUUGCAACUGCUCAUGGUGUAACAAUAGAGAAUUUAGUCAUGAACCCUGCUUUAGAGAUGCUGGUUGGAGGAGUACAGAGUGUAACUCUUGGUGAUGAAGAGGCAAGCAGGAGAGGCGUUCAGAAAUCUGUACUGGAGAGGAAAGGUCCAUCAUCUUUUAGCUGUGGGGUUGAGAUAAUCUCCAAGGCAGAAUUGAGAGUUCACCCUGAUUUAGAAGCAACAGUAGAUACUAUUCUUGCAGGACGUUACCCGAAAUAUGAAAUUCGCAAGAUAAAUCCAGGAUCGCAAGAUGGAAUAAUGGAAAGUUCAUCCAUCCAAGCACCAUUUGAUGAGAGAAAUGAAGUUUUGGUUGAAGAUAUUAUCCAGAUGAAUGGAGGUAUACCUGAUUCUACUGAGCUCAUCUCAGCAAAAGAUCCGCGCAUGGAAGGAGGUUCCGGUGAAAGUGAGGAUACCCUUUGCAUUUUUCUUUAUGGGAUCUCAGAGGCAAGCGUGAUGCAAGGGAUAAAACAGCUAAACAUUGACGAUGCUGUUGAGUUUACUGAUAAUAUCAGUGAAGCAGAUGUUCUACUUGCUCUGCAGUCCAAGCUUAAGAAAAAUUCUCGGAUUCAAGCAGCUGCAAGAUCUCACGGCAUUCCUAUUUAUGUUACAAAGACAAACUCCUCAACGCAGUUGACAAAGGCUAUGCAGGCAUUAAUCAGUGAUUUUGCUGAUGGUUUUGAGUUUCUCGAAUCUGAAGCCAAGACAAAUGAGACUGAAAAGAUUGAUGCCUUAGAGGAGGCUAGAAUAGCCAUGGAGCGAGUGGUAAUUCCAAAAGGGGAACCUGUUGAGCUACUCCCUAGGCCAUCAAAUAUUAUACUUCUUCAGAAGGAUCUUGUUAGAAAGUACAAGCUAAAGUCAGAGCGAAUUGUAACAGGAAUGGAUAUAAGACUUCGAAUUCUCCCUUUCAACAGUGCAUCUGAUGAAGACGGUCAGAAUAGUGAAGAAAUUGAUGAUGAGAGCGAAGUUGAUCAAGUAUUAUUCAGGCCCAAUGCUGAAUCAAAUGGAUCUGCCUACACUGUGAAUAGGUUACCUCUACUACCUGAAUAAGAAAGUAGAUUGUUGGUUUCAACACCAGUUGCCUCUAUCAGAGUGCGUUAUCUUUGUUUCUGAAGUUUAUUCAGCACACCUGGCAUAGUGUAUCAUUCAAAAUCUAUUGAACAUACUCUGAAUCCAUUGAGUAUAAAUACAAAAUGGUAAACUAAAAAUUGGUGUUUUUUUUUCCAAAUUCGCAGUCUUUUAGGGUAGCAUGAUGUAUGGUAUCAGCCUAUCGGGGCCCUUAAAGUCCUUUAUGGAUAUUGAGUUGGCAAUAAAGCAAUGGCUUAUUUGGAGUUGUAUAACAAUU